AUGGGAGAAAAGACUGAUCUGCGGCGGGCUCACGCGCUCAUCUCCACCCCGCGUUCUGACCUGGGUGGCCAUCCCACCGCCAAUCCUGGUAAGCACCUCUCCGCUUUUGGGAAAGGAAACAAAAUUCCCACAGAAUUUCAAGACGAGGAAGAGAAGCAAAAACCUAUGGCCCAGCACUCUCCGAGUGAGGACCCUGGCGAUCGGGCAGGUUUCUUAGAUUACAUAAGAGCAUUAUUAGGUCUUCAGGCAGGUAAGCUGGGAUGGCGCUUCGGGCACUUUCAUGAACCCCAGAGGCUGAGGCGCUUUCGGGACCGCAGGUCCACAGAUAUCCCAACCCAGUCCCCAUCCUUAGGAUCAGAGGCCCCAAGGACUUGGAUUAUGGCUGAUGAAGUACAAGAAGGUCUCUGUAUUAAUUGCUCGAAAGAAGACAUUAAUCUAAUCAGAGUUGAAUGUGGACAUAAUAUCUGUAUGUCUUGCUUCAGGAACAAAACCUCUCCACCUUUAUGCUGCAUUAUAUGCUGGGAAUUUUCCCAUCUAAGAACUCGAGUUGAUAUGGCCAUGUACCCUGAAGGAGAAGGCAUGUGUGAGAUACACAGGGAAGACCUGAAGUUAUUCUGUGAAAGGAAGAAGACCCUACUCUGUGUGACCUGUUCUAAGUCAGGAAGUCAUGAUAACCACAUACACUGGCCCAUUGCAGUGGCUGCUCUGUGCUACAGGAAGAAGCUCCUAUGGCAAAUAGAAGUCUUGAGCAGAAAUCGUACAAUAGUUCAGAAAAUUCUAUUAAAAGAGAAGGAGCGACCUCUGGUCUGGGCUGUGGCAUGGAAUGACUUUACAAACAGAGGAGGAAUAUUUCAGAAGGUACUCAAGCAAGUAUGGGAAUAUCUGCCGUGGAAAAAAGCAAAUGAGGAAAAAUUCAUUGUGGGGAAGAACAAGAAGUUCAAUGAGCUCAAUCAAAGGCUGAAGGAAAUGGAGACUAUCCAGGAACAUCAAGUCAUGCAGAAAAAGAAGGAAUGGGAGACCAUGAUGUCUAACCAAAGUAGAUGCCUAACAUCCAUGAUUACUGAAUUGGAGGAAAAGUUGCACAAGCCAGAUAUAGCAGUGCUACAGGAUGUGGCAGAAACAUUGGAAAGGAGUUGUAUUCAGCUGAAUUUGCAACCUUUCAUACCAAGAGUGGAUGUUUCUUAUAUCACUAUGGUGACUGAAUUUUUAAAAGUCUUUGAAAGUAAGUAUCAGUCCUUUGGGCAAGAAUCUUUAGGACAUAGACUGGCAGAGAGAGUCAAUUUCUAUGACUUAUCUGAGGAGAAAAAGAGGGCAAUAAGAAUUGUUCCUGGCUUCUCAGGUAGAACAUACCCUAUUUAUAUGUUUGGGAGUUUUCAACAUGAAGACAUCGAAAGAAGAACCUUUUUUAUAUGCACUUAG
This is a messenger RNA of Sarcophilus harrisii (Tasmanian devil), 1419 nucleotides long. Its product is annotated as tripartite motif-containing protein 43-like. Gene Ontology annotation, molecular function: zinc ion binding. The record is from RefSeq and is a predicted model, not a curated record. Bases 1 to 1419 code for a protein of 472 amino acids. NCBI's taxonomy places the organism in Eukaryota, Metazoa, Chordata, Mammalia, Dasyuromorphia, Dasyuridae. The transcript is spliced from 8 exons.